CUUUCAACACUACUAUAUAACAAAUAAUUUGAGAUGGAUGAAAAGGGAAAGGCAGUCCACUACAUAAAAGAACACAGAAUUGAUGUUAUUCUGCAGCAAACCCUCAACGAUUUGUAUAGGAAACAUCCUGGUAAUGUUUUUGGCUACCUUGCAGAGGAAUUAGAUAAGCAUGCGACAAAGCCAUCCAUCAAAACUAUUUCUGGAUAUGGAGUAAAAUCAGUUCAUGAUGAUAUCAACAGAGUCACCAUUGAAGCAACAUGUCUUGUGCAUAAUCAUGAGGAAAUAUCUGAUAGUGCUACAUGUGGAUUCAAUAGCACUGAAGAUACAAUGAAUUUAGAUGAAUUAAAAGCCAUCAACGAUGCAUUGCAUGGUUUACCAGCAUUAGAACAAGAGCCAGUGGACACAAAAUUGAAAUCACUAGAUGUAUCUUCUGGAAUGAAGCUAUCUGUGUCAUCAGCAAUAUUAAAAUCCAGUGCAAGACUUCAGAAGUUAUCCAUGUUGGAUUUAAUUCAGCAGCAGUAUAGUGGUAAAGGACUGAAAAUGCCAACACCGAUUGUUUCCCUCCUUAACAGUGGCAAGAGUGGUCCAGGUAAGAAUAAUAUGUCAUCCUUAGCUGUGUGCCCAAAACUGGGAUUGUCAUAUGAGAAAAGUAUGAAAAUUCUUGAGUCAAUUUACAAGGCUGUCGAAGAAAUGCUGAAGAAAAAGCAGCAACCUUGUGUGUCACCAAAUGGUGCGUUUAACGUAUCAUGUGAUAAACCGGAGCAGAUGAUAGAGCUUGUCAAGGAAGCUAUAACUGAGUUAGAGAUAGUUCCUGGAUCUGACUUCUUCUUUGUCCUGGACGUCCUUGCAUCUGAUUUUCAUUCUGAAGUUGUUCCUGGUCAGGGAUCUGCCAAAAAGGGACAGGUAGGCGGUAAAAAGCAGAAAAGCAGAAAAAUAAGUGUUGCAGUGAGUCAGAGUAACUCGAGACACAGGUACGACUGGUUUGAAGGGCAACUCAAACCAACUGAAGACUUUUGUGAUUUCUUGGAAGGUUUGGUGGAAAGUGAAGACAUUAUUGGUUUAGUGGAUCCAUUUCAUCAUGAGGAUGUUGAAGGAUACGAAAUGUUAGCAAAGAAGAUAAGUUCAAAAUGUCUUCUCUUCUCUCGUGAAGCAACACCACAUUCCUCGAACGUAUUCAGACUGAAUACAACCAUCACCCACUCCGUCGCACAACUCCAGGAACUGGACCGACCAGCGACUGUUCUAGAAGCAGCUGUUUACGAGGAAGGCGAGACCAUGAUUGCAGAUCUGGCCCUGGUUAGUGGGGUUGGUUUUGUUAUGUUCGGAGGCUUCCGAGGGAUCAGAGGGAAGCUUUAUAACCAAGUGUCCAAGUUAUUACAACAGAAGGGACCGACACAGAACGUGUUGAGCAGCUGGGGAUUUAAAGAUGUUGUCCCAGAGGAGGACAGUCCAGAACAAGAACAGUGAUGCUUGAGAGUGGACCAAGGAAGUGUGUUCGAAAAUCUGUACACUGUACAUUAGUGACUGUUUUUCUUGCAUUUUGUCGUAUGGAAUUGGAUAGUUGGCGCAAAAAUAGCUGACACAACCGAUUGAUGAUAUGCUGCGAUGAAACUUUGAACGCUAAAUUAUUUAAUGAUUUAGCUCAUGCGUACUUUUUGAAAAUUUCUAAAACCGAUUCAUUACAAUCAUGCUGUCUAAUACUUUCUUUAUUAUGUAAAUAGAAUAUGUGAAUUUUGUGAAUAUAGCACCCAGUCAAA
Molecule: messenger RNA, 1757 nt
Organism: Bolinopsis microptera
Lineage: Eukaryota; Metazoa; Ctenophora; Tentaculata; Lobata; Bolinopsidae
Product: E3 ubiquitin-protein ligase RMND5A-like
Exons: 5
Coding region: 34-1467 (477 amino acids)
Biological process (GO): proteasome-mediated ubiquitin-dependent protein catabolic process; glycolytic process
Cellular component (GO): phosphopyruvate hydratase complex; cytoplasm; nucleus
Molecular function (GO): protein binding; ubiquitin protein ligase activity; magnesium ion binding
Source: RefSeq, a predicted model, not a curated record